Messenger RNA from Cherax quadricarinatus, 220 nucleotides. NCBI's taxonomy places the organism in Eukaryota, Metazoa, Arthropoda, Malacostraca, Decapoda, Parastacidae. The record is from RefSeq and is a predicted model, not a curated record.
CCCCACCCCCCCCCCUCACCCCAGACCCACGAGCCCGGCCGGCCCCCACCUCCACCCUCCCCCCCACCCGCGCCGCAACCCCACCACCCCCCAGCCCCCCCCCCACGCCCUACGCCACGCGUGCCACCCUGCCCCACCCCUCAGCCCCCCACCCUCCCGCCCUACCGACCCGUCCCCUCGCCCCCCACACCCCCCACACCGCCCCCCCCACUUCCUCCAA